Pyrus x bretschneideri (Chinese white pear) is the source of this 567-nucleotide messenger RNA. Its product is annotated as acidic leucine-rich nuclear phosphoprotein 32 family member E-like. NCBI's taxonomy places the organism in Eukaryota, Viridiplantae, Streptophyta, Magnoliopsida, Rosales, Rosaceae. The record is from RefSeq and is a predicted model, not a curated record. Bases 1 to 567 code for a protein of 188 amino acids. The transcript has 2 exons.
AUGCAUAUUGAGAAGAGUAUAUUUGAUUAUUUGAUCGGGACAUUGCUGAAUACGAGGAAGUCAAAGGAUACCCUCAAGGCGAGGAUGGAUUUACAAGACAUGAAUAUCAGGGAAAGUUUUCAUUUGAAACUAAAUGCACGUAAUAUAUUGGAUAAGCCUUUAGCUCAGUAUGUAUUCAAGCCAUCUGAGCGUAAAGAUUUCUUGCAUUGGUUGAAAUCAAUUUUCCAGAUGAAGAUUCAACAUAGGCACGUUUGGGAUGUUCCUGACAAAGAUGAUGAUAGUGUGGACCAUGAUAAUGAUGAAGACGAUGAUGAUUAUGUAGAUGAAAAUGAAAUUUUCAUGAGACCAAUCCUGAACGAGGAUGAUGAAGUUAAUAUUGAAUUAUCUAGAGAUGAUGUUGAUUCUGAAUCUUUUGAUGCUAAUGACAAAGAGGUACGAAGAAUGUUAGGGCUAGAGAAGGAGGGGGAGGAUGAGGAGAAAGAGGGGGAUGAGGAGGAAGAGGAAAAUGAUAAGGAUGAGGAGGAGACGGAGGAAGGGGUUGCAACUUGUGACACAGAUAUUGAUUGA